GCAGCUCUCGUCGACAACCAGCUAACUCACAGAAACAUGAAGUCGCUGCGAUUCCUUGCCGCCGAGGGCUUCAUCCGGAGUGGCCCCGCUGCUCUGGAAAACCUCAGCUGCGUGUCUUUCAACCUCUACCCAAUUAUCUUCAAGGCCUGCUACCUCCAUGAGCAGGCUGUCCUGCUGCGUGGUUUGGUUCAGACGUGGCCCCUUCCUGAUCUGAAUCUACAAAGGCUCCUGGGAAAGACGGUCGACUGUGAGCUGGACCUCACCUCCCGCACCUGCAAGCUCUGUCUGACAGCUAUUCUAACCGGCUUAAAGGAGUAUGUGCUGUCUCCUCCGCGAACCUACACCAAGAGCCUGCGCGUGGUGGACCUGACUGCACUGAAGGAUGUCGAGCACCAGGCCUGCCCCUGCCAGUCGACUCUGGGUCGGUGGGCGAGGACCCAGCUCCUCACCAAAAUGUGCUAUGAGACCGUGGUGGCCAUGCAAGCCAGCAAUGUGCCCCAAUCUGUCUUUGAAACGUCCGUCGAUGUCCGUCUGAACGGCUUCAUCACGGGCCGCAACUAUGAGCAGGUGGCCCAGGUCUUCCUCCUCAGCAGCUACUGUCCGCUGAAGCUCCGUUUUGUUGCUUUUCGGGCCGAUUCCCUCACUCUCAAACAGCUGUUCUACGUCCUUCGCCUAGCGGACCCUGAGGCCAUGUCGAAGCUGGAGGUGGUCCACAACGUUCCCCUGGAGGCCGUGCACCUGGAGGUGCUGCUGUCCAGGGUGGAGUUCCCCAAACUGCAGUCUCUGACCCUGCCAGCUGGUGCGUUGGACGUGAGGAGGCUGGGCCUUGACGAUGAGGAUCUGCUGGCCACCAUCGGCAAUCUGCUGGCACAGCUGAGCAGGCUGACCGAGCUCCUGGUGGGUUUCUCAACUCUGACUGGACACCUGCGCAAGCUGCUGAGUCCUCUCAACACUCCCCUGCAGUGCUUGGAGUUGGCCAACUGCUGCCUGAACCGCGUGGACAUGACGUACCUCUCCAACAGCCUCCACAGUGAGGCCCUGGUGCGCCUGGACAUCAGCGGACACAACAUCUUCGUCUCCUUCCCCACCUGUUUCCACAAACUGCUCAGCCGUUGCUCAGACACACUGGCCAGCCUGGCCCUUGAAGAAUGCGACAUAAAGGACGAGCACAUGGACGCCUUCGCUAACGCUCUGGCAUGCUGUCAGGCGCUGGAGGAGCUCAAACUCCUGGGAAACCCUCUGACCUCUACAGCCCUGCGGAGGUUGUUCUCCAUGCUCUCUGCGGGCUUUCCAAAAUUAAAGUACAUAGAGCUACCUGUCCCCCGUGAUUGCUACCCCGAGGACGUCACUUAUCCUCUCGAUGAUGCAGUCCUACUAGGGUACGAUAAAGAUCUGUUUCAGGAGGUCAGGGCCCAGCUGAUGGGGAUCCUGGAUGGAGCAGGCAGAGGGAGUGUGGAGGUUUGCACUCCGCUCAUGGGGGCCUACGACCCGGACAUUACUGAAACCAGCAACGAGCUGGGAGUGUCCAUACUGAAAUCGUUUAACAGCGUCGUUGGGAGCUUUAUAGGAACUGUAACUGAUGUGAACAAGAGGAGAUCACAGACGCAGACAGAUAAUUAAUGGAUUAAUAAACCAAAUUGGACUGACAGAAAAAGGAUCAAGAUGAACUCAGAUUGUUUACACGAGUCUAGAUAUUUGUGUAAAGAAGAUCUGAAUCUCCAAAUGUAAUGUUGGUAAUUUUGUUGACCUUGAGUGACCCCUGCAAUUUCAUUUUAAAAGGUGUGUUCUUUGGCUAAAUGAAACUAUUUAUUUUAAUAGCACGCUAGUAGUAAGCUAACAAGCAGUAAGCACUUUUCUGUACAUGACUAAAGGACAACAACUGGAAAAUGGAUUCAAGUAAACUAGAUCUGUUGACAUCAGGGCCACCAUCAACGAAGCAUCUUUUUUUUCCAAGUGCUUCCUAUAGUCAGUAAGCUGAAUAUGUGCAGUAAAGCUAAAUGUAGCUACUGUAAUGAUUAUGGCAGAUGAUUGAAUUUUGCUGGAAUCUUGUAUCUACUGUACAUGUUUGAAUGUCUCUAUUUUGGUUGAAGUCUCAUAUAUAACUGAAUUUGUAUAGGUAAACUGCACAAUUCUGCAACAAGGGAAAGAUCAGAAUUUUGCAAGUUUGCCAUUUUGUUUUAACAAUAAAGAAAAUCUUCAAAAA
Messenger RNA from Acanthopagrus latus (yellowfin seabream), 2203 nucleotides. It is a transcript of the gene lrrc14b, whose product is annotated as leucine rich repeat containing 14B. Gene Ontology annotation, biological process: negative regulation of DNA-templated transcription; negative regulation of cell differentiation; negative regulation of apoptotic process. Lineage: Eukaryota; Metazoa; Chordata; Actinopteri; Spariformes; Sparidae. The record is from RefSeq and is a predicted model, not a curated record. Gene Ontology annotation, cellular component: cytoplasm. The transcript has 3 exons. Bases 37 to 1620 code for a protein of 527 amino acids.